Molecule: messenger RNA, 1497 nt
Organism: Caenorhabditis remanei
Lineage: Eukaryota; Metazoa; Nematoda; Chromadorea; Rhabditida; Rhabditidae
Exons: 5
Coding region: 1-1497 (498 amino acids)
Biological process (GO): embryo development
Source: RefSeq, a predicted model, not a curated record
AUGGAGAAACCUGUUGAUCUUACUGAGUUUCCAAUCUACAAUCUCGAUUAUGUCUCACUCAAUGAGAUAUAUAGGAAUCUUACGUUAAUUGAUAUAUUCGAGCUGUCUUUUACAACAACUGAUAUCAAAAAUACGCUAAAAGAUGCAAGUGUUCCUGUUCAAUCCAUUAGAAUUUCCUUCGCAUCACGUCAUCCGUCGAUCCAUUUGAAAGCACUAGGCAGUGAAUUUUUAUGGACUUUUGGCCGCCCAGAAAAUAUUGUAAUUACCGGUCAAGGAGAAUAUAAAAUCCAGCAAUUCAAAUUUAAUUGCCAAAGAAGUCGACAUGGAUAUCACACAGAACAUUUCGACGCGGAGCAUGGAAUGCUUGCUGUCAUCAGAUAUCUUGUCGCUAUUUUCAAUUGUGCUGAUUCAGUAAUCAGUGAACUAUCGAUUGAUUUGGGAGUGAUUGAAGACUGUAGAUCAGUCUGUGAGCAGUUCACAAAAUUCAAGAGUGUUGAGAGGUUGGCAAUCCAUCAAAGUGUGGAUAUUGAGAGGAACAAACUGAACUUUGCUCAAAACUUCGAGUGGAUUAUGGAAAAUUUGGAGAUCAAAGAAGUUUAUAUUGGAGUUGAUUUGAUGGAUCACAAAAUGAUACAAAAUGAAAAAGGAGAUUUCGAGAUUCGUUCGUUUCCUUUGCGAUUAGAUAGAAUUCUGAAGAUGAAUCAUAUUUGCUUAGCUCAUGCUGCAUGGGUUACACCUCAAGAUCUUCUGAAUCUUGAUGUUGAAACUGCAAUCAUAAUAAACCACCAAUUUACUAAUAAUGAUCUCAAUGCAUUUAUGAAACAAUGGCUUGAGUCGACUUCCAAUAAAUUAUGUUGGUUAGAAGUGAAGUUGGAUGAGGAAAGACACCAGAAACCAGAAAUAUGUAAAGACUUGGAUAUGCGAGAGUCAACUUACAGACAAACAAGCACGAGAAUUUCGUGUCCUUAUCGACGAACUGACAGUGUGAAACCAAUUCAUUUUGAUCUUCCGGCUGACACUGAACAAAUCACUCGUCUUGAUGGUCUUAUUGCUACAGUAGCCAUCACAAAUGACACCUUCUUUUUCCAUGUUAGCAAUACCGGUCCGAUUUUUGCUCCGGUUGCACAACCAGCAGAACCAACUGAGAAUGAACGAGCUAUCGAAGAAAGAAUUCGUUUGCUCGAUUUGGAGAGAAUGGAAAUCGAAUUUGAUAGACGGAACCAUGAGAUGGAAAGAAUUUUAUGGCGAUUCCCUGGGCACAACCAUCUCAACAAUGCAUUAGACGAACUUCGAGGGGAUCGUGAAGCUGAUGUCUUUGAACAGGAAAUAAGGCGUGAAGCCAUUGAAGCACAACUUGAUGAUCUGAGAGCGCAACUCAAUCGUUUACGACGAGCUCGAAGAGCGGCUCUUCUAAACCCAAUAGUAGAUAUACAACUCGACCAAGCAGCUAUCAUUGAACUAGCGAGACAACACAUUGAACAGCAGAUGCGGCAAUGA